This is a messenger RNA of Metarhizium album ARSEF 1941, 3426 nucleotides long. Its product is annotated as drug resistance protein MdrA. The record is from RefSeq and is a predicted model, not a curated record. The transcript has 3 exons. Gene Ontology annotation, biological process: DNA repair; replication fork arrest; DNA replication checkpoint signaling. Lineage: Eukaryota; Fungi; Ascomycota; Sordariomycetes; Hypocreales; Clavicipitaceae. The coding region runs from base 1 to 3426 and encodes 1141 amino acids. Gene Ontology annotation, cellular component: replication fork protection complex. Gene Ontology annotation, molecular function: DNA binding.
AUGGAGCUGCUCGACGGUGCCGCGGACAUUGUCCAUCCCGAAGUUCGAGCCCAUAUUGGCAGCCUUGUGUCCGCGCUUGGUGGCAUAAGCACAGAGGAUGAUGGGAACUAUCAGCUCGGCGAUGACGCGGUCGAAGUCUUGCGUGAUCUGAAGCGGUGGAUCCGAUUCUACGACGAGAAAACGAACCGAAUGGAUGUUGCACGGUGUAUCUUUGAUGCAAACCUGGUUGAGGGCGACCUGCUACCGAUUCUCAAGACGUGGCCUGAGAACGCCAUGUGCAGCAAGUUUCGAUCAAGAGUCGCGCUGGCUUGCUUCGAGCUGAUAGUCCCAUUGACUUGGCCAAUAGAGUGGGACAAGGAGCGCAUGACGGUAAACCAUCACAGGCAUCUUCCCGUCUUGGAGCUUGCACAGGUCCAAUACAAGAGGGCAAUCAUCAACUUUGACGGCGCCCGCAUAUUACGCGCCGCUGUCAGAACAGCGCUGCCGGCCAUGGCGCUGCCGAUUGGCGACCGGACAGCAAGGGAUGAGGGCAUCAUCAAGCUCGUUCUGUUCUUCCUCCGAAACAUGGCUUCGAUUACACCGCCUCCCAACGGCAAAUAUGAAGGCGAUGAAUCUCAGGUCUCCCGGUCGGCCACGAUAGACGCUUUCGCCUACCAAGACAUCUUCCAUGUUCUGCUCAUGCUGUCGUCAAACAUGGGCGAGGACUUCAGGACAGAGGACACGACGGUCAUGGAAAUCAUCUACCACCUGGUCAAGCGUGUUGACCCCGAAAAGCUCUUCAUGAGUGAGCAGCAACUGAACAAGGCCAAAGCCGCCGAACUAUCGGCCUUGAUGAACAAAGAAUCGGCCAUGCUACAGUCGCACAAUCGCAAAGGAGCCACCCGACACAGUCGAUUCGGAACCAUGAUCUGGGUUAAGCGGGAUGAUGGCAAAAUGACCUCCCUAUCAGGACAGGAUGCGCUGGCCAAUUCCUCGAUCCGCAACCAGAUAAUGGAUGAAAUCAAGACGUUCAAACCUCCACGGCGAGCGCGGAAAGACAACCAGGAUGAGAGGGAUCUCGGUCCUCCUGCCAAGCUCAACGCUCGCGCCAACAACCAGCUGCGCAAAUUCGUUGACGAGUUUCUUGACUCUGGUUUCAACCCGUUGUUCCAGCAUAUCCGCAAGACCAUCGAUCGAGAAGCACCGCACGUGCUUCAGUAUCACCGUCGCCAAUUCUUUUACUUGGUUGCUUGGUUCCUGGAAGCAGAGCGAACUCGUCGAAAGGCCAAGGGGCCCAACUGCGAGGCGUCUGCAGAUAUUAGCAGUUUCCAAUUGGUUGCCGGAGUGUUGAACCAGGAAAUGUUCAUCACGCUGAACCGGGCCCUGCAUGAGAGCUACGACGUGAAGGAUUGGACAGAACUAACUGCGGUAAUGCGAUGUUUCACCCAGAUCCUCUUGACAGUCCAGGAGAUGACCGAGUCGGCGAACGAGGACGACCAGGAAAUCGCAGAAAACGUAUUAAGCCGACUCUUUUACGAAGAGGCUACGCACGAUGCCAUUGCCAAUAUCAUCAGAAUGUACAAGGACCAAGGAUUUGACUAUUUAGAUGCAUCUACGGAACUGGUUCACCACUUUUUGCGAAUUCUAGAAGCAUAUUCAAAGCAGAAUGUGGACAUGCAGGUCCGUUCAAGAAAGCGCACACGCAGGAAGAAGAAACAGGCGGCAAAAGAGGACAGCAAGGGAGAGGAGGCGGAGCUGGACGAUUCAGCCGACGACGAGGAGACGGCCGAGCGCACGUCUAAGGAGCGCAAGUUCGACUUUCACAAGUUCUCUAGCCGGUUCACACCCCAAGGCGUCGUCGAUACCUUUACCCGGUUCACAAGAUACUACCGCGACUUGACGGACGCGCAGUUGAAGCGUGCUCAUCGAUACUUUUACCGCGUGGCUUUCAAGCAAGACAUGAGCGUCAUGCUCUUCCGGGUCGACAUCAUUCACCUGCUAUACAACAUGAUCAAAGGGCCCAACGCGCUGGAAAGGACAUGCAGCAUGUUCAAGGACUGGGAGGAGCUCGUGAAGCAGAUUCUGCGCAAGUGUACCAAAAAGAUACAAGAACGGCCGGAGCUCCUCGUCGAGAUGCUCUUCAGCAAGCUUUCCAGCACGGCCUUCUUCCUAGAGUACGGAUAUGAGAGACAGGUCACGAGCAGGAGCCAGCCGAAACCGGCGGCCGAACUAGAGUUCAAGCACACGGAGGAGCGGGAUCAGCAAGUUGCCAUCGCAGUAGGUGCGUUGCUGGACAAGAACGGCAGCGAGCACAUCAACUGGGUGAGACGGGUGUUGUCGGACGCCGAGUCCGAACGUCGGGCGUGGUCUGCCGCAGCGGACGCCAAACACGAUGCGGAGGCCGUGCUAGGGGACGAGGAGCCAGAGACGCCUCCUGUAUUCACCGUCAAGCCAGACAACCCCGAAAGACGAACAGCCAUGUUCAAGAACGCACACCUCCGGCUCCUCAUGAAACUCUGCGGCAUGCAACUCAUGGGGCCGGCGUCUGAAGAAACCCCCGAGAGCCUGUGGAUCAUCCCCGGCGCCGUGUCGGCAAACCAGCUCAAAGACACCAUUCAUUUCAUCAACCAGGCGGAGCUCAGCCCGCCCACGUUUGAAGACGGCGUCCUGGCUGAACACCAACUGAAACGCAAGGCAGCGGCCAAGAGGAAGGCAGCGUUUGACGACGAAGAUGCCGACGACGACGACGACGACGGCUUCCUCGACGACGAGAUGCUCUUCCCCGCCGGGGGACCAACGGCCCGCAAAGUCGCCGACGAGAAAAGGAAGCCCAAGAAGGCGCGGAGACGUCGCAAGGCCGCCGACACCGAGGAACUGACCGACUCUGUGGCCGAGGAAAAGGCCCGCAGACGCCGAGAGAAGGAGCUUGAAAAGGCGCGUAAGAUCAAAUCGGCACUGUAUGUGCGUGACGGCGACGACGAGUUUGAUUCGGACGAGGACGAGGCCUUUUUUGCGCGGGAGCGUGAGAUUGCGGCCCGUGCGAAGAAGGCGGCCGAGACGGCGGCCGAGCCGAUUUCACUGCUCAAGAAGAGAAAGUCGACGGUGGCGUCCGACGCUAGCGACGACGACGACGACGACGACGACGACGAGGAUGAAUCGAUUCUUGCGAGGAGGGUGCUGAGUAGUCAGGAGGACAGGCAAAGCGAGACGGAUGACACGCCUGUUGAUUUGAGUGAUGGGGAGGCGAGGAAGAGGAGGAAAGUCAGUGUUGACGUGCAAGCAGGGGGGGAUGACGGUGACGAUGAAGACUUGGAUGAUGAUAUUGGGACCAAGACGACGGGAAUGCAAGACGGCGACGGGAAAGAGAACGCACAGGUCGGAGUCACCAGGAGACCUAGAGUACGGGUACGCGGUGGCUUCAUUAUGGAUAGCGACGAUGACGAGUAG